GUUUGGAGUGUCCAUAAUCCGAGGAUGUUGUAACAACAAACUAUAAAAUAAACACUAGCGUCGCCCUGACCUACAGAGAAGCAUGAGACUAACUACUCUAUCUGUUCUCCUCAUCUACUCGCUGCUAGGGGACGGGAUUUGUGCAGGAUACGAGAGAAGGAAUGUUAAGAGCGGAAAAAGUAAAUUCAAGAGCAGGAAAGCUGAUAACGCAGGAAAAUCAAGCCUGUCUACAGCCGAACUCAAUGUGACGGCACCUGCAACAAAACAAAGACUCAGGUUCGGUAACCAUGGCAACCAAACGUUAUACAAUGGCGGUCGUCUUGAGGUCCAUAGAGGUGGGAAAUGGGGACCAGUUUGCGAUGAUAGUAUGGACAUCGUCGAUGGUAACGUGGCCUGUAAACAAAUGGGCUACAUCAGGGGUGCCGAGAGAAUAUAUGACGAGUCCUUCUUUGGAUUGGGAUCUUGGAAGUCCACAGACAUACUAAUGGAUGAAGUCAGCUGUACUGGAGAAGAGCGGGAAUUUUUAUCAUGUCCCUACACAAUCAACCAUGACUGCUCCGUUCAUGAAUUUGUAUCUAUUCUCUGCAAAGAAAACACAGGGUGUGACAAGGGCUGGAUAGCUGGACCAGAGGGCUGCUACAAGCUGCACACAUCUGCCAAAAACUAUCAAAAAUCCAGAAAGAUGUGUGCUAAGGAAGGAGGUCAUCUGACCAACAUAGAGACCAUGACAGAACACAAUUUUCUUUCCUUUCUUCUGUACACAGUUGAUGAUGGUACUGACAUUUGGAUGAUUGGAGGAAGACGCAAAAAAUCAAAAUGGUAUUGGGAAAAGUCUAUACGCAUUCAAAAGGAAUCAAAGAAUACACAGAGGAAAAGGAACAACAGGAAACCAUCUCUACAAACAAUCAAAUCUGACAUGGCUUACAGCGCGUUCUUUCCAGGUUGGCAGCCGACAAAUUACAGCAGACAACCCUCCAAAAUGAGAGGGGAAUACUGUGUUGGCCUAGCCAGUCAGUAUCUACACCCCAAUGGUUCAGCAUUGUCAGUCCAGUACUACUUCUUCGAUGACAUUAAGUGCAAAACAAAUAACAAAUACAGGUUUGGGUUCAUCUGUGAAAAGCCACUGCAAAAAGGGGACCAGCCAGCUCUAAGACAGGCCGAGGAGUGUUUUACUGGAAACGGCGAGUCCUACAGAGGAAGAGUAGCAGAAACAACUUUGGGAACUCCCUGUCAGAAAUGGUCAAAAUCAGCCUCCAUUAAUGACGACACACAUCCUGGAAAGGGUCUAGGAGAUCACAAUAUGUGCCGUAACCCUGACGACGGCAAAGGUCCCUGGUGUUGGGUGGACGUGGAACGUGAUCGGUUUGGAUACUGUUCUGUAUCUAAAUGUGAAUCUUCUAGCACAACUGCAACAGUGUCCAUCAACAAAGAUUGUUAUACUGGGAAUGGUGAGUUAUAUAGAGGGAGUAUAUCAGAAACAACUAUAGGAUCCCCCUGCCAAAGAUGGUCAAAAUCAGCUAGUAUCAAUGACGUCACUCAUCCUGGAAAGGGCCUAGGAGACCAUAAUAUGUGCCGUAACCCCGACGACAGCAAGAGUCCCUGGUGUUGGUUGGACGUGGAACGGGAUCGUUUCGGAUACUGUCCUGUAUCUAAAUGUGAAUCUUCAAGCACAACAACUGCAACAGUGUCCAUCAACAAAGACUGCUAUAUCAAUGAUGGAAAGUUUUAUAGAGGGUUUGCCAACACAACAGAUAAAGGUUUCAAUUGCCAAAACUGGAAAUCUACCGGCAGAAUGAACCUAACAUCUGAUUCAGAAAAGGGAUUAGGAAACCACAACUUUUGCAGGAACCCUGAUGGCGACUCCAGACCAUGGUGUUGGGUGAGGUCCAACCGAAACGAGUUUGACUAUUGUGUAGUGCCUCGGUGUUCUGAACUUGUUACAACAGAUCAACCUAUCGCCAUGACAAGCGAGGCACAGAUAGAUUGCCCCGUCGACAAUUUCUUCUGCCACUCAAGUUCCUCAGACGUAUGUAUUCCAGAACUCUUUCGGUGUGAUGGAGAAAAGGACUGUCAAUUCAAUGAAGAUGAAGAAACCUGUGAGUAUACCUUGCCGCUUUACACAAAAGAGAAAAAUUUUGCUCUUACAAAGGGAGGAGAAGAAGCCUACGAAAAUAUUCCACUCGAACUGUGUGCACGAUAUUGCGCACAAUCCACCCGAUUUAUUUGUCGCUCUUUCCACUAUUUGAUCGGGAAGAGGGAGUGCUUUUUAUCCUCACUGAACAGAGAGAGGGUGACGAGCAGGGGAAAUUACUCUUCUGCCUAUGACUAUUAUGAACUGAAGUCUCAGAUAAAUGGGUGCAUUGAUAAAUUCAGGUGUAGGAAUGGCCACUGCAUUGACCAGAGUCUACACUGUAAUUCUCAUGAUGAUUGCGGAGAUCUCUCGGACGAGGAGGAGUGUGCGGGAAAUACCAUUCCACCUUUGGGAAUUCGCCUGGUGGAUGGGGAUAAUGAGUAUUCCGGGAGGGUGGAGCUUCAGUACUAUGGAGAAUGGGGAGUGAUUUGUGAUGACAACUGGGACAUCAAUGAUGCACAAGUUGUCUGCAGGAUGCUAGGCUUCGAAGGGGGAGCUGAAAAAGCAGAACGAUUUGGGGCAUUUGGACUUGGAAACAGUAACUUCCUGUUGGAUGAAGUAAACUGUACUGGAGGCGAGAGCUCCUUGGAGGAAUGCAACAAGAACCCCUGGAAGGAGCAUGACUGCAGGAGCUACGAAGUGGCCGGUGUUGUUUGCUAUCCGUCCAAAGCAUGUACAGAGAAGGAAUUUCAAUGUGACAAUGAGAGAUGUUUGAUUCCUCAGCAAGUGUGUGAUGGAACAGAGCAUUGCAGAGAUGGUUCAGAUGAACAAAGCUGUGAUAUACAAGUUAACCUUGUAAACGGAGAGACUCCAUAUAGUGGAAGAGUGGAGAUUGUCAGGAAUGGGAUGAGAGGAACUAUCUGUGAUGAUGGCUGGACUGACGCCAGUGCUAGGAUAAUCUGCAAAAUGUUGGGAUUUAGAGGGGGUCAGGCCAAGGCCGAUGCAACCUUUGGGGCAGGGUCAGGGGUCAUCUGGCUGGACGAUGUUGAGUGUCGUGGUAACGAAACAUCUCUGUUAGAGUGUUCAAGCAGACCUUGGGGGCAACAUAACUGUGGACAUACAGAGGAUGCAGGCGUCAUUUGUGAAGGUGUCUUCGAUGAUACAACGAAACAAACUACGACAACACCUAGAUCAACGACUCAAUCAUCUACAGGCAACAUUACUCUGGUUAACAGUGACGUACCCAGUAGAGGCCGCAUACAACUCUGGUAUAAGGGAGAAAAGGGAUCCAUUUGUGACGAUGACUUUGAUGAAAAAGACGCCACGGUUGUGUGUCAAAUGUUUGGAUACAGGAGUGGGAAACCGUCUAAAUUGUAUGGUCCUGGAAAAGGUGUUAUUUGGUUGGAUAAUCUUGGAUGUCAUGGAAACGAAUCUCACAUCGAGGAUUGUAAUCACACAGGCUGGGGGGUUUCAGACUGCACACAUGAUGAAGACGUGGGAGUAGACUGCGAAGACGACUCUGUUGCUCCCCCCGAGGUGAGAGUGAGGCUGGUGGAGGGGAAGACCCCCAGUGAAGGGCGGGUGAUGUUAACUGUAGGGGACGUGACAGGGACUGUGUGUGACGACUACUUCACUGAUAUAGAGGCCGGCGUAGUGUGUCGUAUGAUGGGUUACAGGACAGGCGUUGCUACUGAAGGAGGAUAUUUUGGUCCUGGUUCUGGGAUGGUUCUCCUUGACAAUGUCAGAUGUCAGGGUACAGAGAGAUCCUUGUCUCAUUGCAGAAACGAUGGGUGGGGCAUCAGUAAUUGUGAGCAUCCCGAAGAUGUUGGGGUUAUUUGUGACGCCCCUCCCACCACAAUAGCAACCACUACAAGUAGUCAGGGAUCAGUAGAUGAUGAAGUGAUCAUUCGCUUGGUUAACAAUGUUGAGGGAAUCGAAGGACGAGGAACUUUGGAAUUGGAGUACAACGGAGUUAAAGGAUCAGUGUGUGAUGAUGACUGGGAUGACCUUGAUGCCAAGGUCGUGUGUACAAUGCUAGGAUACAGGAGUGGAGUGGCAGUAUCCAAUGCAAGGUUUGGGCGUGGAUCAGGUCCUAUUUACUUGGAUGAUGUUGCUUGUUAUGGAACAGAGGAUUCCUUGUUGGACUGUGACAGUUCUGGAUGGGGCCAGAGCAACUGUGCACACAACGAAGACGCAGGGGUCAUAUGUUACUCUGCAGAUGAGAUAUCAACUGAUGAUAUCAACCAACUUCCCACUGAUUGUGGUAGACGACCAAUGGAGGAUGUGAUUAACUCGAGACGAAAACGAGACACUAGUGAAAGAACGGUUGAGGACUGGGGACCUCCUUUAAAAAUAUUUGGAGGAUUAAAUGCUGAUUAUGGGAUGUUUCCAUGGCAAGUGGCGAUCAGAAAAGUCAUCUAUCGAACAAAAACCAGAAAAAUAGAUGCCCAACACUGUGGCGGUAUCGUCCUUAGCCGGUUCUGGAUUCUGAGUGCUGCCCAUUGUUUUGAUGAUGAAGUUAAGUCCGAUCUUAUCAUACGGGUUGGAGACCUGAACAACAAAGAGCCUGAUUCUGAUGAGGAAGAGUUUGAGGUGGAGGAAAUUUUUAUGCAUGAGGGCUAUGACACUAAGACCUAUGACAAUGACAUAGCUUUGAUUAAGAUAACUCUAAAAGAUGGUCGAGGAAUCAUGGCUGGGAUGUACGUCCAACCUGCGUGUCUGCCUUCUGAUAACACACCGUACACUGAGGACUUGGACUGUUAUAUAUCAGGGUGGGGGGCGACUUCAUUAGGUUCUCCAAACAAAUUGAAGUAUGCAGAAGUUCCUAUCAUUGAUCGUAAUAUAUGUCGUAACGUAUAUAAACGUCUGACUCCCAGCAUGUUUUGUGCUGGAUACCUGAAAGGUGGCAUAGACAGUUGUCAGGGUGACAGUGGAGGGCCUCUUGUCUGUAAAGUCGGGGGUAAAUACACUGUAUUGGGAGUGACAUCGUGGGGAAGAGGUUGUGGUGAUCCAAAUUCUCCAGGAGUGUACACAAUUGUCAAGAGUCAUCUACAGUGGAUCCAGGAUAAACUUCAAACAUGAGGAAAAAUACACUGUUGCAAUCAUGAAUGCACAAUCUGCUACUUUAAAAAAAAAUUAAAUGCAAAUUAAAAGUAAAUCAUGCAUCAUUAUCAUUGUUUGAUAAUAAAACAAUACCAAUUCCAUGUA
Magallana angulata is the source of this 5278-nucleotide messenger RNA. RefSeq lists its product as uncharacterized. The transcript has 35 exons. Gene Ontology annotation, molecular function: serine-type endopeptidase activity; protein binding. Gene Ontology annotation, cellular component: membrane. The record is from RefSeq and is a predicted model, not a curated record. The coding region runs from base 83 to 5152 and encodes 1689 amino acids. Gene Ontology annotation, biological process: proteolysis. NCBI's taxonomy places the organism in Eukaryota, Metazoa, Mollusca, Bivalvia, Ostreida, Ostreidae.